Saccostrea echinata is the source of this 799-nucleotide messenger RNA. Its product is annotated as protein FAM204A-like. The record is from RefSeq and is a predicted model, not a curated record. Bases 1 to 726 code for a protein of 241 amino acids. Lineage: Eukaryota; Metazoa; Mollusca; Bivalvia; Ostreida; Ostreidae. The transcript has 7 exons.
AUGUAUAGUCGUGUCCCACCUAUAACCUCUGGUUUGAACAAAGAAACAAAAAGCUUAAAUGAGAUAAAUGCCGAAGAGAAUAAGGGAUCAAAAAACGAGGAAACUGAACCUGCCGCAAAUGCAGCAAAUAAGCCAAAGAAUGUCAGAUCGGAUCUUUGGAAUAAAUUUAAGACUUUGGAGAAAAAGACUGAUGAAGUUACCAAGAGAUCAGCAGAGAAAAGAAUAAAACAUCUACAGAAGAAUUUAAUGCAGAAAAUUCAAACAGAGAUAACAGAUGAGGGAGACAAAGAUAUUCUACGUCAACAUGAUGUGAAGUUUGGACCAGCUGUGAAGGAUGAUCCAUGUUCCUCAAGAAAGAGAAAGCACCCUGCAUGCGAAAAAGAACAAAAAGAUGAACCGCAGAACAGUGAAUGGAAGAGCAUUAAAGGAUUUCUGAAUGUUAAUGACCAUCUUAAAAGCACAGAUCCUGGAAAAUAUGGACCUAAGUGUUCAUUAGAACAAAAAAUUGAUGAAUCCAUUAAAGAAGGCGACUUUAAAACAGCUGAGGAACUUAGUGAUUAUAUGUCAACCAGAGAGUUUGGAAAAAAGAUUGCAGAUGCUAUUGAUGCAAAAAAAUUUAGUCAGCAAUUAGAGGAGAAGAAAGAGUCAAACAAAGAAAAAAAGAAAAAGAAAUUACCAUGGGGGUUUGAGCAUAAACAAAGAUGGGAAACAAAAUCUGCGAUGUAGUUGGACCUCAGUUUACCUCAUAUGUGAUGUUCAUGUUUUUUAUUCUUUCAAUAAAAUUAUAUUGAUGCUUAAA